AUGCCAACCUACCACGAGAUCGACCGCCGUCCACUCUUCGCGCAGAACACCUUCCGCUUCUCAAAUCUGACCGGAAUGCGGGCUUUCCUACAUGCGCUUCCUGUGGAUUACAGAACGCGUAUCCAGGACAUCGAAAUUGACUUGCGAGAGUUGAACUCCGAUCGCCCUCACAUUGCGCGUGAGUGGCUGCAGUACGUUACGCUAGCAAAGAAUGGAGGCUUGAAUUCAUUGCGCGCUGAUGCAACCGGUCUACGGUGCCUGCGGAUCAACCUAGAGGCAUGGCCAGUUAUCGCCGUAAUUCGGAGUGAACUUUGGAAUUUUCUUCGACGCAUGCUAUCGGAGCUCGAAGGCUUGGACAAAAUUGUCGUAACUGGAUCGAGCAGAGGCAAGGCAAUGGAACGAAAACUGCCAUGGUCACCAGUCCAUUUUGUUGGUGGAGACGACGUUGGAACCCACGACCUGCUUACUCGAAUGAACAAGUGCAUCACCAAAACCGGCAGCGACAACGCCGUCAAGUGGCAGCGACAAAACGGCAGAUUACAACUUGAAGUAAUCUCCAAGCCGGGUUUACACGAAAGCGUUGCCGCACAAGGUUUACGAGCUCCGCAGAACGAGAGCAGCACAAAAUUCUUGCCACCGAGCGGAGAAUGUUCCUUCUUGGCCUGCGAGAAUCGCCACUCCUAUGGAAAAGAACCCGUGGAUAAGGAACUCAAUCCCAAUGCCGCCGAAUGA
This is a messenger RNA of Alternaria novae-zelandiae, 732 nucleotides long. RefSeq lists its product as uncharacterized. NCBI's taxonomy places the organism in Eukaryota, Fungi, Ascomycota, Dothideomycetes, Pleosporales, Pleosporaceae. The coding region runs from base 1 to 732 and encodes 243 amino acids. The transcript has 3 exons. The record is from RefSeq and is a predicted model, not a curated record.